Rubroshorea leprosula is the source of this 1287-nucleotide messenger RNA. Lineage: Eukaryota; Viridiplantae; Streptophyta; Magnoliopsida; Malvales; Dipterocarpaceae. The record is from the annotation of a GenBank genome assembly.
CCAAAUUCUUCGCGUACGAAUGUUGUUUUCUCCCCAGAUCUGAGAAGUUUCAGGCAGCAGUUGUUCCAACGUGGCGUCGUCGGGGCCGCAAGGUUUGUCUAGAAGGAAAACUUCAUCCUCAGCGUCGUCGGAAUCGCCGUCGUCCCGUCCAGGUGUUAGUAGAGUAGUAAUCAGAGAGUCCUCGGGAAAGGAUUUCAGACCUCAGUAUCCGUUCUGGUUACAGAACUGGUUCAUAGGAUUACUUCUCGUGAUGGCCAUGGGAUUCUUAGCUCUCGCUGUUUUCCUUUUCCUCAACCUCGAUGUCGAUCACGGAUCUCCUUCCGCUGCCUCCGCAACUUCCUCUCCCGGCGUCGAGAUCACUUACGGGACGGUUCUUAAGCUGAUGCAUGAGAGAACGAAGUUUCGGCUUCAUUCUCACGACGUGCCAUAUGGUUCUGGCAGCGGCCAACAAUCCGUGACGAGCUUCCCCAAUGUAGAUGACUCCAACAGCUACUGGAUUGUGAGGCCUCCACUGGGGCCAUCUGCUAAACAAGGUGAUACUAUUAAAAGCGGGACAGUUAUUAGGUUGCAGCACAUGAGGACCAGAAAAUGGCUGCACAGCCAUUUGCAUGCAUCCCCAAUAUCAGGCAACCUAGAGGUUAGUUGCUUUGGAGGAGAAACAGAAUCAGAUACUGGUGAUUAUUGGAGGCUCACCAUCGAGGGGAGUGGGAAGACAUGGAAGCAAGAUCAAAAGAUUCGUCUUCAGCAUGUUGACACUGGUGGCUACCUCCACAGUCAUGACAAGAAGUACGCCAGAAUAGCUGGUGGACAGCAAGAGGUUUGUGGUGUCCGAGAAAAGCGUGCUGAUAAUGUAUGGUUGGCAGCAGAAGGUGUUUAUCUCCCAGUUACAGACAGCAAGUAGAAAAUAGCCAAUUAUACAGGGCAGUUAUUUAGAAAAGCAGGUGCAUGAAUAUUGGAUUUUUAGGUGGCUGGUCCCUGUUUCUAUCAUAGCUGUAGGCUUUUCUACUAAUUGAAAUAUAUUUCACAGAAGAAUAUUCAGUGCUAAAUGAUAUGUAAUGAAUGUUUUGCACCUUUAGACAUUACUUAUCUUAGUCCAUCCUUAUAUGGUUUCAUUUUGUCAUUGUUGUCCAGCAGGUUAAUUUCCUGCUUAUGCAAACCUAGGAUGAGAAGGAAAAAUAGACCAUAUAAGUUGAAUGCGGGUAUUGAUGGUGUCAUGUAUUGUCUGUACUGUGAUCGUAUUCCCAAUGGUAUUAUGUUCUCACAUAUGGAUAAAUCUUGAAAUGGUUU